Effrenium voratum is the source of this 5817-nucleotide messenger RNA. NCBI's taxonomy places the organism in Eukaryota, Dinophyceae, Suessiales, Symbiodiniaceae. The record is from the annotation of a GenBank genome assembly.
AUGGUCUGGGUCCCUCGAAGCGCCUUGGACUUGAACUUCCUGAGGCGCGAGGUGAAGGUCUCCAAGGUGAUCCUGGAGCUCACGCGCGACAACGUGGCGGCGCUCAUGGUCAUCGCGACGCUGAGUGUUUUCGGCGCUGCACCUGUCAUGGCCGUGGUCAGCAAGAUGGCGCCGAAGAGCAGCUGCGCCGCAGUGGUCCUGGGAGGCGCGGCGCUUCUCGCGGCCCCCAGCUUCGUGGCCCCAGGACAGGGCGUGCCACGCGCUGAGACCUCCGCCCACGCGACGACGGCGCCCCUCGCCUCCGUCACGAGCGCGGCGGGCGCUGGGGCUGCGGGGGCCGCGGCCGCGGGGGCCGCGGGUUUGGCAGCGGCGGCGGGCGCGCGCCGCACGCGGCGCGCCGCCAAGGCCGCGAAGGCGGCACAGGCGGGCAAGGAGCCCAUGGAGCCCCUGGCGAGGUUGUCCUCCGUGGCCCAGCAGCUGCUGCAGCAGCCCUCGCCUCAGCAGCUGCAGCGCCUGGCCGCCGAGCUCCAAGCCUUCGCCGCCGCCGAGCUGCGCACCGAGCGCCUGUCGGCGCCGGCCAUGCGCGCCUUUGCGGAGGUGGUGCAAGGCGCGGAGCGGGCGCUUGCGAGCGACGCGGCAGGCCAGCUGCGCUGGGCCGCCAGCUCCGCGGCGGCCAUGCUGCUGAGCUACGUGGUGACCCUGCAGCCGGCCCAGGCGGCGGAUACGGUGAACUACUCCGAGUUCCUGGACUCCAUCAACAAGGGAAAUGUGGAGAUGGUGCGCGUGCAGGAGGACAUGCUCUCAGCGCAGUACACCACCAAGGAUGGCUCUCGCCGCGACGUGAACCUCAUCCCCAACGCGCAGAUUGAGGAUCAGCUCUUCAACCGCCUGGCUGACAAGAAGGUGGACGUGGUGAUGGCGGGGGUGGGGUCCCAGGGCAGCCCGCUGGACUUCCUGGCGCGCUUUGCGGGGCCCAUCUGCUGGCUCAUCGCCGGGCUGCUGCUCCUCUUCGGGGGCUUGCCCUUUGGUCCAGCCGGCCCUGGGGGCGCCGGGGGCAAUCCCUUUGAGCUCGGCAAGUCCAAGGCGCGCAUCAUCAAGGACGGGGACACCAAGUGCAAGUUCGCGGACGUGGCGGGCUGCGACGGGGCCAAGCAGGAGCUUGUGGAGGUGGUGGACUUCUUGAAGAACACCUCUCGGUACUCGGAGCUGGGGGCGAAGAUCCCCAAGGGCGCGCUGCUGGUGGGCCCCCCGGGCACCGGCAAGACGCUGCUGGCCAAGGCUGUGGCCGGAGAGGCGGGGGUGCCCUUCUUCAGCAUCUCCGCCUCCGAGUUCGUGGAGAUCUUCGCGGGCAUCGGCGCCUCCCGGGUCCGCGACCUCUUCGAGCAGGCCAAGAAGUCCGCGCCUUGCAUCAUCUUCAUCGACGAGAUCGAUGCCGUGGGCCGGCAGCGCAGUGCCGGCUUCGGGCAAGGUAACGAUGAGCGGGAGCAGACCGUCAACCAGCUGCUCACUGAGAUGGAUGGCUUCGAGAGCAACAAGGGCGUGGUGGUCAUUGCGGCCACGAACCGUGCUGACAUUUUGGACCAGGCACUGGUGCGUCCUGGGCGUUUCGACCGCCAGAUCCAGGUGGAUCCUCCGGAUGUGCAGGGUCGCACUGAGAUCCUCAAGGUGCACGCCAAGGACAAGAACCUGGCGCCGGGUGUGGACUUGUCUGCCAUUGCGCGUCAGACCCCAGGCAUGUCCGGCGCAGACUUGGCGAACCUGCUGAACGAGGGCGCCAUCGUGGCGGCACGACAGAACAAGGCGGAGAUCGACCAAGAUGACAUCGCCAACGCCUUGGAGCGCAUUGCCAUCGGCUUGGAGAAGAAGGACGCCGUGAUGAGCGAGAAGAAAAAGAAGCUUGUGGCUUACCACGAGGCCGGGCAUGCCAUCUUGGGCGCCCUGAUGAAUGACUACGACGUGGUCGCCAAGAUCAGCAUCGUGCCGAGAGGCCCCGCGGGAGGGGUCACCAUCUUCAUGCCCUCGGAGGAACGUCUGAAUUCGGGACUCUACUCCAAGGAGUUCCUGGAGAACAGGAUGUGUGUGGCGCUGGGCGGUCGCUUGGCGGAGGAGAUCAUCAACGGCAAGGACAACGUCACCACCGGGGCCUCCAACGACUUCCAGCAGUGCACACAGGUGGCCAAGCAGAUGGUCAUGCAGCUGGGCAUGUCCCCGGAGAUCGGCCAGCGAUUGUUGGGAGGCCAGCAGCAGGGGGGGCCCUUCAUGGGCCGCGACUUCAUGGGCCAAGGGGCGCCGCCCAUCUCCCAGAAGCUGAAGCAGCAGGUGGACGUUGAGGUCAAGCGCAUCGUGGACGAGCAGUACGAGCGUGGCAUGAAGCUCCUGAGGGACAACAUGUUCCUGCUGGAUGAAUUGGCCAAGCUGCUCAUGGAGCAGGAGAAGGUCAACGGCGAGGAGCUGAUGAAGUUGAUCAACAAGGCGGCUGCCGAUGGUAAGCUGGUCUUGGGCAACAACAAAAUGGCCAUGGCUGCCUUCACCGGUGAGAUGGUGGACUCUGGUGCCAAGAAGACGCAGUGCAUUCACCCGGACAAGCCCAUGAUGUUCGCCUGCGCGGACUGUCCCCGCCGGGGCUUCUGCGGAAGCACCCGCGACAGCCUCCCGCCGGCGCGCGCGCCGCGCUCGGCGCGAAGGGCGGUGGACAGACUCGGCCUGGAGGCUGAGACAAAGGAGACCACCGGAGAGGUGGUGAUGCGCAAGGUGCAGGAGAUGGCAGAUCAAGUCUCCAAUGGCGCAGCGUUGCCUAGUUCGGUGGUGAAGUCAGCUGCCGUGUCCACCUUGGCAGCUCUGGCGGCCACCGCGGGCCCGCUGCCCGCCUUGGCGGACGACGUGCCGGCCCUGCAGCAGUUCGGGGCGCCGGGGGCGCCGCAGCAGCAGCAGCAGCAGGCCCAGGUCCGCGUCAGCGGGCGCGUGACCUACUCGCGCUUGUUGGAGUUUGUGGACGAGGGCUCUGUGAAGCGCGUGGACUUCUACGACCUCGGGCGCACGGCCGUGGCUUUGGUGAACAUCGCCGGCCGUGAGCAGCAGCUGGUUUGCGACCUCCCGGGUGCCACCACUGGGCUCAUCGAGAAGCUGUCGGCGAAGAACGUGGCCAUCGAGGUGCACCAGCCAGAGAAGCCGAACCCACUGCUGGGCGUCCUGGGCGACGUGGCCUUUCCGCUGCUGGUCAUCGCCGGGCUGCUGUUCUUGCGCUCCAGGGCGCCGGGGGGCGGCGGCAUCCCGGGCUUCGGGAACCAGGGCAAGGCCAAGAUCAUGAUCACCCCGGAGACCGGUGUUGCGUUCAAAGAUGUGGCUGGCAUUGACGAGGCGAAAGAGGAGCUCAUGGAGAUUGUCGACUUCCUGAAGGCGCCCGAGCGAUUUGUCAAGGUCGGCGCAAAGAUCCCUCGGGGCGUGCUGCUGACGGGGCCUCCGGGCACCGGGAAGACGCUCAUGGCCAAGGCUUUGGCCGGGGAGAGCGGCGUGCCGUUCAUCCAAUCUUCAGCAUCAGAGUUCAUUGAGCUCUUCGUGGGUGUGGGUGCCUCUCGAGUUCGCGACAUCUUCAAGCAGGCCAAGGAGAAGGCGCCGUGCAUCGUCUUCAUCGACGAGAUCGAUGCCAUCGGCCGGCAGCGGGGCGCGGGCAUGGGUGGCGGCAACGACGAGCGCGAGCAGACCCUGAACCAGAUCCUCACGGAGAUGGACGGCUUCGAGGGCAACAGCGGCGUGAUCGUGGUGGCGGCCACCAAUCGCUCCGACAUCUUGGACCAAGCCCUGCUGCGCCCCGGCCGCUUCGACCGCCGGGUGACGGUAAAUCUCCCGGACGUGGCAGGCCGCGAGCAGAUCCUCAAGGUCCAUGUGCAGAACAAGAAGCUGGGCGAGGGCAUCACUUUGAACGAGAUCGCCAAGCGCACCGCGGGCUUCAGCGGAGCGGAUUUGGAGAACCUGAUGAACGAGUCGGCGAUCUUGACCGCCCGGCGCAACAAGAAGGCUAUCACUAUGGACGAGGUCAACGAUGCCACAGACCGGGUCAUUGCGGGCCUCGAGGGACGAUCGCUGCAGGACAACGCGUCCAAGAAGUUGAUCGCCUACCACGAGGCCGGCCACGCCAUCGUGGGCACCUUGCUGCCCUUCCACGACCCGGUGAACAAGGUGACGCUGGUGCCGAGAGGCCAGGCCAAGGGCCUCACCUGGUUCACCCCAGGGGAGGACCAGAGCCUGGUGUCCUCGGCCAUGCUGAAGGCGAGGAUCUCGGGGGCCUUGGGCGGCCGCGCGGCGGAGCAGCUGGUCUUCGGCACUGGCCAGGUGACCACCGGCGCCGGGGGAGACUUGCAGCAGGUGGAGCGCAUGGCGCGCGCCAUGGUCACCCAGUUCGGCAUGUCGGAGGUGGGGUCCCUGGCCAUUGACGACGGGGGCUUCAUGGGGCCCAACUACUCGGAGGACUUGAGCCAGAAGAUCGACGAGGCCAUCAAGAGCAUCUCCGACGAGUGCUAUUUGAACGCGCUGACCAUCCUCAUGAAGAACCGGGCCUGUCUGGACCGCGUCGCGGAUGAGCUCACGGAGUUUGAGACCAUCACAGGCGACCGAUUGCUGGAGAUCGUCCGCGAGUACACCGAGGCGUUUCAACGCAAAUACUCCAGUCGCAGAUGUUUAGUGUGCAAUCUACCUGUGGAAGAUUUGCACGCGCCGGCGCUGCUUGUGCAAGCUUUGUCGGGUGCCACGGCACAAGGCAGAAACGCCUACCGGAGUUUGGAUUUGCUGGGCGCCGGCGGGUACGGUUCGGUGUACUUGGUGGAGCGACUUCCUGACCUCUACCGCUUCGUCUCAAAGAAGAUUCCUGUCAGGGAGAUCACCGAAGUGGACGAGUACAGCAGAGAGGCGAAGGAGUUGAUCAUGCUGCGGCAUCGCCACAUUGUUUCCUAUGAGGAAGACUUUGUGCACGUCGAGUACGGGGGCCUCGAGGCAAAGACGUGCGCCGGAAUGGCUGGUGGAUCGGAGACCCCCCCAGACAUCUUCAAGGUCCUGCCAGUGCCGGAGGGCUUCAAGACGGAGGCGGGGGAAUGGACGCAGGAGGCCAAGGACCGCUUCUUCGGGGCCAAGAACGAAGAGGCCAUGAAGACUUGGGCAGAGGCGCAGCGAGGGAACUGGAAGGACGAAGGCUCCGACAAGGGCAAGGAGUUGAGAACGAAGUAUCCUACAGAGGACGACCUGGAGAAAUACAUCAAGGAGGUGUACCAGAAGAAGUGGGACGCACUGCUCGGCAAGGCGGCCAAGUGCCCUCGAUGUUUCUUCGACAUCGAGCUGGAUGGAGAGAAGGCGGGCCGCGUGGUCAUGCUGCUCCGGGGCGACGUGGUGCCGAAGACGGCGGAGAACUUUCGACAGCUCUGCACCGGCGCGCCCGGCUUCGGCUACAAGGACAGCAGCUUCCACCGGGUCAUCCCAGACUUCAUGUGCCAAGGAGGGGAUUUCACCAACCACGAUGGCACAGGCGGCAAGUCGAUCUACGGCGAGAAGUUCGCAGAUGAAGGCUUCCAGCUGGAGCACACGGGGCCUGGGGUGCUGUCCAUGGCGAACGCGGGGCCCAACACCAACGGCUCCCAGUUCUUCCUCUGCACCACGAAGACAUCGCACCUGGAUGGCAAGCACGUGGUCUUCGGCAAGGUGAUUGAGGGCUACGAGGUGGUGGAGAAGGUCGAGGGGGUCGGAUCCAGCAGUGGCAAGACAUCCAAGAAGGUGAUUGUCGCAGACUGCGGUGAGCUUCCUUUGAAGGACUGGCCGAAAGCUGACAAGUGA